ACGUUGCAGCAGCCGUGAUAUUUUCCGCUUCGGAAUCUGGCCAUUUUCUCCUGCACGCUGUCCCGUGCAUUACUGGCUCGGAGAACAACUAGAAAGUUGCCUCAGACUCCCUGACAUAGGUAGCCUGUCAGCAUAUACGAACAUGUCCAAUCAGAUAGCAUCGCCAGUCGUGGACAGCACAGGCAAGACACGACUCCGCGCCUCGCUCGAACGCGCAAAGAGAGGCGAAGGCCCAAGCAUAGGGCAAUGGCUCGAGUUUCCAGGGUACUCGCUCGCAAGAACCGUGGCUCCGCUGGGCGAAGAUUGGGUUCUCAUCGACACCGAGCAUGGCAACAUCGACGACAAUGAGAUGUACCUCCAAGUCGGCGCUGUCUCGUCGUCAGGCGUCUCGCCCAUCGUUCGCAUCGCCGCAUCGGAGCACUGGAUGAUAAAGCGGGCACUGGACUGCGGCGCCCACGCCAUCAUGGUCCCCAUGUGUGAGACGAAGGAACAAGCCGAAGCCAUAGUCCAGGCUUGUAAAUACCCCUCCCCGCGCUGGCCCCGCGGCAUCCGCGGCGCAGGCGGCAUGUUCGCGCCCGCGGCCUUCAACCAGACGGCGCGCGAGUACCUCGGGCGCGCCAACGACAACGUCAUGGUGUGCGUGCAGAUCGAGAGCCGCCUGGCGGUGCAGAACGUCGAGGCCAUCGCCGCCGUCGACGGCAUCGACAUGCUCUUCGUGGGGCCGAACGACCUCGCCGCGUCGCUGGGCCACUUCGCGCUCGACCACGCGUCCGUGCCCGAGGUCCAGGAGGCGGCGGCCCGGGUCCUCAGGGCCGGGCUGGCUGCUGGGAAGUACGUUGGUCACUUCGCCAUGGGCGCUGAGGUCGCGGCGCAGAGGUACGAGCAGGGGUUCCACUUUGUCAACUGUGGGGCUGAUAUCGUGGCCGUGACGGCGUGGAUGUCGGAGGAGAUGGGGAGGCUGAAGAGUCUUGUUGCGAAGGGGAGGGAGCCUGGGGAGGCGGAGGGGGGGAACUGA
This is a messenger RNA of Phialemonium atrogriseum, 1015 nucleotides long. RefSeq names its product 2-keto-3-deoxy-L-rhamnonate aldolase. NCBI's taxonomy places the organism in Eukaryota, Fungi, Ascomycota, Sordariomycetes, Cephalothecales, Cephalothecaceae. Gene Ontology annotation, cellular component: cytoplasm. Bases 143 to 1015 code for a protein of 290 amino acids. Gene Ontology annotation, molecular function: aldehyde-lyase activity. The record is from RefSeq and is a predicted model, not a curated record. The transcript is spliced from 3 exons.